ACCGCGUUCAGAAUUUCAUUCCGAGAUUUUCCGUCCCGAUCUUUUCGCCGUUGAAAAGCGACCGAUAAGCCCAGCGACGGUUUCCUACUGCCUAACCGACGUUAGUGCAGCCCCGUCUUCCCUAGAGUGGUUUCUUUUCGAGUGAAACGAGAGUGCCAAAACCUUAUCCCUCGGUUAAGCAAACGCUCGGGUUCUUGUGUCGAACGUUCUAUUUCCGAUCGAUGGGAAACUUUUCCACGGUCGAGUGCGGUUUGUUGAAGCUGUUACUGUUACACGUAGGAUAGCCAGACAGGGCAUGUUGAUAGCGAGAAAAAUAAAUGAUUGUCGGAGAUAUCUUCGAUACUCGCGAGCGAAACGCGAAACGUACGUUUUCGCGAUUGUAAAGUGAAUUAAUGGUAACGUGAGGUAACUAAACAAUCUAAGAGGAGCCAGAAGAGUGUUCUACAUUGCCAACGAAGCGACCUACCUCAGCGACCUCGAUCCAAACGGACAAUCGACAGCGAAUAUAAACUGUGACGUUACUUACGAGCCACUAUCGAUAAAGCAGUGAUCAAGAAACCAAUUCUCCAGGAUGCCACACUAGCCAACGAUGUCCACUCAAAGAAGCAAUGAAAAUCGUCGAUUAUCUCGUUCGUCAUCCGAGCGUGUAAUCUUUUAUACGGACAAUACAUCGUUUGAAACCAUCCACAAUCCCAUGGACAUCUGUGAGCGAUCGCGCGAUAACGAUACAAUAUGCCCAUCUGAAAAUCGCUCGUCACGCUACCUUCCCUAUCCAGAUCCAAACGAGUUACAGCUAAACGACGCAUUAACCCGCCAGUUGGCCAACCUCGAUGACGAGCCUCAAUACAAUGUUUUCACUCGUUCGAAAGCCACCGGCCAAAAACAGAACAGAAACAGUUCGGAACUCGAUCAGCGAUCCAGUCGUCGUUCCAGCGUACAAUCCAAUCGCUCGCGAAUAAACAGCUGCAGCAGGCCAACGUCGUUAGGCAAUGGUAGAAGAAAUAGCAUAAACAGGACAACAAAGCCACGAAAAGCGAGCACGGCUCGCAGAAAGGAUUCCGUUCAACCGAUAAAAAUCGUAGCAAAGGAAGCGGAGAAGGUUACGGAAAACGCAGAGGAUUUAGAGGAAGCGAGACGGCAUCGAAAAAUCACUAUGAUCAUCCUGGGAACGUUUCUUUUCCUUCUAGCUGCAUCGAUUCUUGUCGUGGUGGUCACUUUAACACAGAGCAGCACUUUUUCGAAGCCUAGCGUAGGCUUCAAGGAACUUGCAGAGCACCGAAUCCCACGUAAAUGAUUAUUUUCAAAUACUUUCGAUUAAAUAUUCCAAGAAAUUCCUGAGAAACGACGCACACUAACAAAGAGGACACUCACGCUAUAAAUAAAGACAAAAUAAGACACUAGAAAAUAAAAU
Molecule: messenger RNA, 1411 nt
Organism: Hylaeus volcanicus
Lineage: Eukaryota; Metazoa; Arthropoda; Insecta; Hymenoptera; Colletidae
Exons: 3
Coding region: 590-1294 (234 amino acids)
Source: RefSeq, a predicted model, not a curated record